CACGUGACCUGCAACCUUCUGCAUCCUGCAAAGAGCCAACUUUGUUAUUACUCGCAUCGCGCUGGGAGAAUUUCAUGAAUCAGGUUUAGCAGCCCAGCGACCAACACAGAACGCAGACAGCGGUCUAGGAAGAUAGUUCUUGAAGCUACUGCUCUAGCGACGGCUGCGUGUAUCUUUCGAGUUUUUGGCGUGCGCUCGCGAAGCAAUGGAGUCGGCCAGAUCGACUCUCGUAAUUCCCGAGAAACUCAAGUGCGGAAUAUGCAGUCAACUUGCUCGAGAUCCGUCCAAGUUGACGUGCUGUAACAUCAGCAUCUGUGGAUCAUGUAGAACAAGUCUGCCACAGUCAUGUCCGCGUUGUGGUCACAGUCCUCUGGAUAACUCGGUAGUUGCUGAGAAUAAGUCGAUGCGGACUACAAUUGGCGUCUUCUUGAAGCAUGCCGAGAAGUAUGCCAGAGACGUGCUAACAAACAAGUCAAAAGAGGACGCGAAGGUCUCGCCAGCGCCUUCUAAUGCAUCUGGAGAAGCGUCAGAUAAAGCAAAACCACAAGAGUCGUCUCCAACAAAAGAUAGCAAUCCUCCGAGGACAAUACCACCACCUCCUCCUCCUCCUUCGCAUCCACCACCCACAGCAAUUUCGGACCGCACUCACCCUAUACCAAGCAGUCAGCCUCCCAGUCAAAAGUUUCCGGAUAAGAGCUCCCAUGAGGUCAAUGCAGAUGCCCACAUGUCAAAUUACGGAAUGGCGGGGCGACCAUGGAAUGGCAAUGGCAAUAAUAACAAUUUCCCAAUGAACGUCCACGGUCCCAGCAAUCUCCCUGACCAGCACUCCAACGCCUGGAACCCCCAAACGCGGCAAAUGCAUCCAGUAAACAACCGAUUCGCCGGUGCCCCACGCAACGUCACACCAGACCACGGCCCCGUUUUCCACCAAGAGCCUGGCGCGUACUACAACAACGUCGGGCCUGGCGGGAAUGGGUUCAACAAUUACAGGCGAGGAGAUGGGUUUCGUAUGCGAAAUGGAUACGACAAUCGAGGUGGACCCGGCUUCGACUCUUAUCGGAACAAUUUUAAUGGGAAUCAUAUGCAAGGCCACGGUGGGAAUUUUGUCCCGUACAACUACUAUAAUUCACAACAAGGCAUGCCUCCCUCUGCAGGUCCUAUGAACCCGAACGACUCCGGAUACGAGGAGCCAGUGUAUCGGCAACCUAUUUCCGCGACUGUCAAAGAACUCACCUCCGGAUCUGAUCCGCAAAACUACGCAAACAAUGCCUACGGGUUUGCAAAUCAUCCGAUGGAGAAUAACGGACCUGGCCAUAAUCGCAUGCCUGUGACUGACCAUACUGCCGAGCCAGUGAGUGCUCCGACUGGGCCCAGAGGCGUACGACAACCUUUGCGAGGAGGACUCGCUUCCGGUCAAGGCUCUUCUGCCUCAGGCUCCCGUGUCCCCGAACCGGCUCAGACACGUAGAGAAGAACCUAAGGUUGAAGUCAAAGGCUCGAAAGACGGUAGCGCAAGCAUACAGAUAAAGGCAUCGGACGACGGCCCAUCUCAUAGUCAACAAUCUCCGGCUGAAAACAACCCACCACGUCAACCUUCUGACCCCGCUUCAGCUGUACCGAGCGAAAUUUCAAAAUCAAGUCCUGGCUCUCAAGAAUCUCGCCCGUCCUCGCGCUCGAGGAGCUUAUCGAACGAGAGACAUGGCUCAGCAUCCCCCGGCCCAGAACAGGCGACCCCUCCUUUCCAUAGUGAAACGAGCCCAAACCGCUCAGAGCAGCCUUCUGAAAUCGAGGAGGAGAGUAUUGAGUCUGAAUCGCACCCGGAACCCGAACCUGAACCCGAGCCUGAGCAGAAGACAGUGCGGCAAGAGGAGUCCUAUAACGAUUUUGGAAUUGAUAUUGGCGGCGACGACGAUGGCGAGGAUUCAGAUAUGGAUUUCGAUUUACCGUCGUACAGAGCUAGCACGAAGGAAAACACAAAGCCGAAAGCAGCUCCUACGGCGGCCCAGGCGGCGUCGAUGCCUGAAGUAUACACCAAGAGUACGGUGGGUGGUAAUAACGCCCCUCGUGCACCGGCAGGAAAUGCUAUGGGUGAUAGAAAGCGUGACGUACGGCCUGCGAAACCUGAUGUCUCUCGACCUGGACCCAAUAACGUACCAGCAAGAAUGCAGCCCGUUCAAUCCAACACGAAACCUGGUGACCGCAAGCGCCGACGUGAAGACGAUGAACGCUUGCAGAUCAUGGAGCAUGAUCGCAUGCGUCUACAAGAGCCUGGCGGUAACCGAGACCGUCCUCCUGUGACUGACCAGAACAAUCAAAGAGAACGUGAAAGGGAACGGGAACGAGAACGGGAACGAGAGCGUGCUAGGAAUCGCGAUCAGGAUCGGCUCCGCGGAGACGAACGCGCGCAAGAUCGUGAAGCUAGACUUGGCGUGGGGAGGUUGGCGCCUAGUGGGCCUGCUCUUGCCCGUGGGCCACCGCCGUCUCUUCGCACAAGAAUCGAGGGACGGAGGGAGGACGACCGUCGACGAGAUCCCUGGAGCGAAGAUAGCCGCCGUCUUGCGCCGAGUGGCUCUGGAUCAUCUACGCCUGGCGAGUCUAGAGCUGGUAAUGAGCUGGAAGGUAGGGAAGAAGCGGCUGGUGCUAAACGAAGGUCUCGGAGGAACAGGAAACAUAACAAAUGAUCAAGACGGAUCGUGAUCAUGUGGUGGUUGUUUCUUUGCAGGCCGUUCCUGCAGUUUAUCUUUAAACGGGCAGGCUUUGGGGGGUAGACAGACUGUUUGUACAUUAUAUCCUGGCGGAUGAUCAAGUCUCUAUACAUUUCGUCUCUCUUUGAGUCUAUACUUAUUACCACUAUCAUAUGUAAUCAUAUUUUUUUACCCAUGGAGAAAGAGAGAUAU
This is a messenger RNA of Myxozyma melibiosi, 2896 nucleotides long. RefSeq lists its product as uncharacterized. The record is from RefSeq and is a predicted model, not a curated record. The transcript has 4 exons. NCBI's taxonomy places the organism in Eukaryota, Fungi, Ascomycota, Lipomycetes, Lipomycetales, Lipomycetaceae. Bases 206 to 2680 code for a protein of 824 amino acids.